GCUUCUUUGUUUUGUUUUUUUUUCUACGUACACACGGCAAAAGGUUCUUGACUUGUUCAACUGUUUCGUUACUUGGUCUGUCUUCUUAAUUUGUGGAAUUAUAGAUAAUCAUGAAGGAAAUAUAGAAGAGUGAUUGAUAUCGUUCUGGGUAUCGGACAAUAAUCCCAUGGACUGCUCCCAGACAGGGUUUGAUUGAUCCAUUAUUAUUACCGAUACAUUCUGCCAAAGCACCUGCUAGCUAUAUGUCCCUGUGCUCCUUACAAAUGGCGCUCUCAUAGUAGAUAUUUAAUGUUUACGCCCAUAAAUAAUUAUUUGUUUUGAAAUAAUAAUUUUGUUCAACGACUUCGCGAACUCAACGACAUCACGACGGCCGGUAAGGCCGUGAGCUCGAUAAUAUUGUGGUGUUCAACAACGUCGUUGUUUUCCGGCGAGGAAAAUAUAUGGCGUAAGUUUUUAAUAUAUACAUGUAAAAUAAAUUUUAUUUCAGUUAUUAAAACUGUAAUUACUACCUUUAUUAUAUAAAGGUAGUAAUUACAGUUUUAAUAACUGAAAUAAAAUUUAUUUUACAUGUAUAUAUUAAAAACUUACGCCUAAUAAAGGUAGUAAUUACAGUUUUAAUAACUGAAAUAAAAUUUAUUUUACAUGUAUAUAUUAAAAACUCACGCCAUAUAUAUAUAUAUAUAUAUAUAUAUAUAUAUAUAUAUAUAUAUAUAGAAAACGUUUGAAACGGCUCAAACCGGUCGAACUCCGAUCAAACCAUUAAACCUUAAACCCCUAACUUAACCGGCUGAAUAACUUAACACAUGAAAUCGUCUUAAUUAUGGGAAGAUUACGUAUUAACGCGUGUGAGAAUUCAUUACAGAUAGGUGAGUUUUUGUGUUUCCCUUUCUUUUAGCUGGCCUAGCUUGAUCUCCAUAAAUGGAAAAAAAAUGGUUCUUCAUUGCGAAGAGAGACAGAGAGUGAGGGAUGGGUUAGAAAACGCGGAUUUGAUUAAGGUGGUACGCCACCCCGCGACUCUGGCGUUUGUGGGAGGGCAUGACUGGCUACAGGAAGGAGAGUUCUAUAUGUUUGCAGCUCUAUUUUUUUGGGCUUUAUAGUAGGAUAAUAAUGAAGGGGGUUUGUUUUUUAAAUAUUGAAUAGAAGAAAAAUUGAUCCACCAACUCACAACUAAGAUCCUUAAACGGUCCUCAGACAUGCAAUAAAAUACAAAACAGCUGAACCGACUCAAAUCAGUGCUAAACCAGAUUAGCAGGAUGUACAAUUAGAUCAAAAUGUGAGAGCAGCUACAACGUAAUUAAGGAAUGUACAUUUUUGUAGUUAACAAAUGAAUGUGGGCCCCCCACUCUCUCUCUCUCUCUCUCUCUCUCUCUCUCUCUCUCUCUUGUCAAUUCUCAAUUUGUCAGAUUUUUUUAUUUGAGAUUUCCCCCUCCCUCCUCUGUUUUGGGUUUGCUGGCGCUUUUGGCCUCCUCAAAGUAGAACCAGUUUGGUUGGUUGUUUUUGGCUCUGAAAUCUCGCCUUCUGUCCUCCAAAUCAUUUCUUCCCUAUCUCUUUUAUUUAAUUAUUAUUAUAUAAUAAUUAGUUGUCGUGUGUUCCCUGCAGUCUUCAUUUUGGGGUUUAUAUAUAAGCAAUUAUAAAUGUAUGAGAAAGCAGAUGAUGGAUCCCAGUAGUAUAUAUUUCACCAUCCCUGUGAGCCAACUCCCUUCUUCUCCUUCUGUGAAGAAGCCAAGCCCUUUGACAAUCUAGGAUGAAGAGCACCAAUUGCAACAGUAGUAGUCCAUCUUCCUCCUCCUCGCCUUUUCCUUCUCCCACAUCUGUUAUUCCCUCGCCAACCAGGGGACGACUAGGAAUCAACCCAGAUUCGCGGCUGAUUUCCAACAACAACAACAACAACAACAGUAAGCCGAAGCCGCCCAAGAUCCGCAUCAUCCACAUAUUUGCGCCGGAGAUCAUCAAGACCGACGCAGCCAACUUCAGGGAGCUCGUCCAGCGCCUCACCGGCAAACCCAACCACCCACGCCCGCCUACCCGAAAAAGCAGCAGCAACAAUCACAACAACAACAAGCUCCCGCUGCCAACGCAGACGCCCCUUCUACCGCCGCUGACGAUAGAGUGCGACGACGGGGAGGAGGCAAGGGCGGGGAGUCAGUAUUCGAGUGGUUACAGCGACGGCAACAACGACGACAACUCCUCCUCCUCCUUGCUGUUUGGUGGCGCCGGAGGGUUUGGGUUCGAGUUUCUGGGCAAGGAGAGUAGUACUACUACUGGGUCUGGGUCUGGGAAGAUAGUGAAGGAGGAAAAUGAAAUGCUCUGGAUUAACAGCCAUGACCGCAAUUACAGCAUUAGCAGCGCCAAGAAUGUAGGUGGGACGUAUUUUGGGGAGCUGGACGAUGGCUUCAUUCAGGAGCUUGCAGAUUUCCCAGUGCUGGACCAAAAUCAUCAUCAUCAUCAACAAAAUUACAGCCGCCAUCAAUAUCUUAAUCAUCAUCAUCUCCAUGGGUUCGCCUCAGAACCUACACACUUCGCCUGAAUCAUCAUCUUCGCCUGAAUCAUCAUCUCAUGACUGGUUGAAUAUAUAUAAUUAUAUAUAUAGUUUGAUCUAUAUAUUAACGACAGUUUAAUUCAUUGUUGUUUUUUCUCUUUUCCCCUUGCCUCUGUUUAUCUUUUUUUUCCAAAAACCAUUGGACAUUCUUCUAAAUUAAUAUAAGCUGCUGAAUCUCUGAGCUCUCUCCAUCUGGAUAUAGGUGGCCGUACGCGAUACUGACGGUACGUAGAUGAUAGCUAUAUAGCUAGCUAGCUAGCUGAUUAACUGCGAUGGAUGGAUUAUGGAUAUAGAUCAUAUAUGUAAUUUCAUUCAUUUGUUGUUUUAUGAUACUACGUGCCCAUUAAUUUGUUUUCUUGUGUGUAGCUAACUAGUAACUAGUUAGUUUGGUGAGAAAAAAAGGCCGUCUCUGUUUGAUGAUAUGCAUGUCUUGCUCUCUCUGCAUAAUUACCAGUGUUUGGCCGACCAAACAGCACGACACAUGAGAAUUAAUUAAUCCUCUCUCUCUGCAUCAAUCUUUGCAUAUGUUAAUAUUUGAUUACCUAUAAGAUGAAUUUACUUAACUUGCAAGUAUACAAUAGAUUGCUACUUAUUCUAUACCAUUAUUUAAUUUAUUGGGAGGGCUAGUAAAUUAAUUGUCCAAUAAUUCAUCAAAUUAUUUUAUCUUUUAUAUCUUCUGAUUUACAUCUAGUACUCUCUCCCUGCAGACACCCCUGAGUUUACAUUUCCUUUCUUCUUUGGGUGCUCGCACAGGGCAGGAUUUAGGAUGAUGAUGAUGAUGAGAAAUGACUCUUAUAAGAAGUUGACUAUUAGUAUGAUUAAAUAAGCCCAUAUGGAGCGGGGAGAGACGGGCGACACUAAUCCUCCACGUUUAAGUACUCCACCAACCGGAGAAUCGCAAGUCAACCUUUGCCCCUUACCCUCCUUUAUUAUUAUUUUAUUAUUAUAUUGUAGCAAUCCUGUACAUAUGUUAGACAAUAAGCUAAACAUGAAAUAACACGACAUUUACGUGGUAUAUUCAAUGAUUAUCGUUGAGACUAAUUCAUGAACAAGGGAAAAUCUUUUGAAGUCGAUUGUAUUACGUAACACUCAAUCUUUAGGUUUACAAUACGGGUUAAGCAAUACAUAUAUACUACUACAAACCACAGGCUACUGUCACACACGAGCUGCACAAGCUGGUGAGGUUCAACCCUCAACCACUAUGAAGAGUGUGGAGCAUUCUAGUCCUAGAAGACCCGAGAAGCUUAUGUAAGAGCAUGAAGGAUAUGGGGCCUUGUAGAUAUUUUCAAGAGAAUUCUAGAAUGUAGAUAUUUAUGUAGAGAACUUUAGAUGGAAGAUCAUGGUCGUAGGAUUAGAUUAAUAUAAUCUUAGCCGUCCA
Messenger RNA from Linum trigynum, 3917 nucleotides. NCBI's taxonomy places the organism in Eukaryota, Viridiplantae, Streptophyta, Magnoliopsida, Malpighiales, Linaceae. The record is from the annotation of a GenBank genome assembly.